AUGCAACAAGAAUUUCAAAAGCAAAAUCAGAGUGUUUCUCAACAGCCAUUGCAAAAGUCGACUAUUACUGCAUCACAAACACCACAGCCACAGUCACCACAACAGCAAAAAAUACAACAAGCAAAAAAAGUGUUACCUGUACCUGGAUUUUCAGAGGAGCCCAUCGAAGCGCCAUUAGUUUUCCAAUGUAGCGAAUGUUUAAUAAUUGUCGGAGAUUCCUUUGCAUGGGUAUCAGCUGACCAGGAUUUAAGUAGUAUAGUGUUAUUUGGUUGGUUUCCAAAAGAACUGUUCGCAAAACCUAAAAAUUUACGGGUGGGUGAUGAUUUAUUUUGGUCAAAAGAGGGAGUUGAUGUUGGAAGUACUUUCAAAAUGACUUACUGUAGUGGAUGUAAUAAACCUAUUGGUAAAGUCUAUCAUACAACACCUCGGCAAUUUGAUUAUCUACGAGAUUUUUACACAGUUAAACUCGAAAAUGUUGCGAUAUAUCAAUUGGGAACAUAUAUUAAAGGCGAAAAAAUACCACCUGAUAUGAUUACAUUUCCAAGUUCGAAAAGCUUACAAAGUUCAAUAGACAUGGUAAAAGAUGUUAUACUAGUUUUGAAUGAUCGUCUAUCGAAAAUGGACGAACGGUUAUUAAAAAUCGAAAAAUACUUUUCGAAAAAACCAACAAAAAAGAGUCAAUCAGAAAGUUCUGGCGUCUCUGAAAGCACGCUUAGUCCCGAAAGUAAUAUAAAAUAG
This is a messenger RNA of Ambispora gerdemannii, 738 nucleotides long. The record is from the annotation of a GenBank genome assembly. Lineage: Eukaryota; Fungi; Glomeromycota; Glomeromycetes; Archaeosporales; Ambisporaceae.